CGGAGCGCCCCAGUCCCCCCGGGUCCUCCUCGCCCGCCGCCCGCCGCCCACCGCCCGCGCCCGGCCCGCCGGCCCAUUCCUCCCGGACCGCACCGCCGCCGCCGGCCCGACCCCCGCCGCAGCCAUGGACGCCAUCAAGAAGAAGAUGCAGAUGCUGAAGCUGGACAAGGAGAACGCCAUCGACCGCGCCGAGCAGGCCGAGGCCGACAAGAAGCAGGCGGAGGACCGCUGCAAGCAGCUGGAGGAGGAGCAGCAGGCCCUCCAGAAGAAGCUGAAAGGGACGGAGGAUGAGGUGGAGAAGUAUUCCGAGGCCGUGAAGGACGCCCAGGAGAAGCUGGAGCUGGCCGAGAAGAAGGCCACCGAUGCUGAGGCAGAUGUGGCCUCCCUGAACCGCCGCAUUCAGCUGGUAGAGGAAGAGCUGGACCGGGCUCAGGAGCGUCUCGCUACCGCCCUGCAAAAGCUGGAAGAAGCUGAGAAGGCAGCUGAUGAGAGCGAGAGAGGAAUGAAGGUCAUUGAAAACCGAGCCAUGAAGGAUGAGGAAAAGAUGGAGCUGCAGGAGAUGCAGCUGAAGGAAGCCAAGCACAUCGCUGAGGAUUCAGACCGCAAAUAUGAGGAGGUGGCCAGGAAGCUGGUGAUCCUGGAAGGGGAGCUAGAGCGCUCGGAAGAAAGAGCUGAGGUGGCUGAGAGUAAAUGUGGGGACCUAGAGGAGGAGCUGAAAAUUGUUACCAACAACUUGAAAUCCCUGGAAGCCCAAGCAGACAAGUACUCCACCAAAGAGGACAAAUACGAAGAGGAGAUCAAACUGCUGGAGGAGAAGCUGAAGGAGGCUGAGACCCGAGCCGAGUUUGCCGAAAGGUCCGUGGCAAAGUUGGAGAAAACCAUCGAUGACCUGGAAGACGAAGUCUAUGCGCAGAAGAUGAAGUACAAGGCCAUCAGCGAGGAACUGGACAACGCGCUCAACGACAUCACCUCUCUCUGAGCCCCUUACCAGUGUGGCCCUCUCGGCCCCUCCUCUCCACUCCUUUCUAUUCUCUCUCCGAGGAGGGAUCAGGCAGGAGGAGAGAAAUUGCCAACACUGCACAGCCAUCACACGUGCUGCCCACCCUGGCACUUGCUUCCUCCUUCUCCCCAUCACUCCACCCUCCAGCCUCUACCUCUCUCUGCUGCUUAAUAAACUCAACUUGGUCUCCGUGCUGUU
Pipistrellus kuhlii (Kuhl's pipistrelle) is the source of this 1198-nucleotide messenger RNA. RefSeq names its product tropomyosin 2 (gene TPM2). Lineage: Eukaryota; Metazoa; Chordata; Mammalia; Chiroptera; Vespertilionidae. Gene Ontology annotation, cellular component: actin filament. The record is from RefSeq and is a predicted model, not a curated record. Gene Ontology annotation, molecular function: actin filament binding. Gene Ontology annotation, biological process: muscle contraction; actin filament organization. The coding region runs from base 125 to 979 and encodes 284 amino acids. The transcript has 9 exons.